This is a messenger RNA of Gryllus bimaculatus (two-spotted cricket), 7026 nucleotides long. The record is from the annotation of a GenBank genome assembly. NCBI's taxonomy places the organism in Eukaryota, Metazoa, Arthropoda, Insecta, Orthoptera, Gryllidae.
AUGCGGCCGACUGCUCUAGUGCUGGUGGCGCUGGCGGCGGCGCUGGCGGCGGCGGCGGCGGCGGGAGGGCGUGGCGGCGAGGGCCGACGGCCGGAGGCGCGCGUGCGGCAGGGGCGGCUGCGCGGCGAGUGGCUGGAGACGGCGCGGCGCCGCGCGACGGCCUGGGGCGCCGAGUGCACGCAGCUGGAGAACGGCCGGCCCAAGGGCGCCGAGGACUGCCUCUUCCUGAACGUGUUCGUGCCGCCCGGCGCGGGCGCCGCCUCCGCCGCAGGGCCGCUGCCCGUGCUCGUCUACUUCCCCGGCGGCGCCUUCGUGCGCGGCUCCAGCAACCGCUACGGCCCCGACUACUUCAUGGAGGCCGGCGGCGCGCUGCUCGUCACCGUCAACUACCGCCUCGGCGUCUUCGGUCAGCACUCCGCCUCUUUUCUUCUCAUUCGCAUUUCCUCCUCCUCUUCUCUUACUUUCUUCACUUAUUUCCUCCGACUUCUUCAACUGAAUCUUUAUCUUAACCUGGCGCUGCGCUGGGUGCGCGAGAACAUCGCGGCGUUCGGCGGCGACCCGGCGCGCGUCACCAUCUUCGGGCAGAGCGCCGGCGGCGCGUCGGUGCACGCGCACGUGCUGUCGCCCCUGUCGGCCGGGCUGUUCGGCGCCGCCGUCUCCAUCAGCGGCAGCAUGCUGGCGCAGUGGGCGCUGCCGCGCAACGCCGCCCUGCAGCGCCAACGCCUGUUGGAGCGCGCGGGCUGCGCCGACGGCCGGCCCGAGGUGUGGGCCGCCUGCCUGCGCACCCUGCCCGCCUACGACCUCGUCAAGGCCGGGGGCUCCGUGGACCUGAUGCGCGAGAUGCUGCGCGACCAGCAGAUCCCGUUCACGCCCGUGGUGGACGGGGCGGUGCCCGGCGCCACGCCCUUCCUGCCCGACCGCCCGCGCCGCCUCAUCAGCACGGGCCGCUUCAACCGCGUGCCCUACGUGGCCGGCGUCACCAGCGGGGAGGUGCUGCACUUCAUGGCCAGCGCGCCCGCCAACACGCCGCAGUUCGUGGAAGAAGGGCUGGCCAACCUGACGCGCCAGUUCAAGGAGCAAAUGGUGGCGGCGCUGCCCGCCGGCCUGCCGCUCAACGCCAGCGACCUGGCGCGCGACGUCUACCGGCCCCACUCCCGCUCCGGCCAGCACGUGCUGGAGCGGCUAGUGGAGCGACGUGCUCCAAGCGUCUCGCUCUGUCGCUCGCAGGCCGCCAACGACGCCUUCUUCGUGUGGCCCGCCGCGCUGUCCACGCGCCUGCAGAGCGCCUUCGAGCCCCGCCAGUACCUCUACUACUUCGACUUGGACGCCGGGCUCGACCUGCGCAAGCCCGCGCUCAUGCCCUUUCUCAAGCAGAUCGAGGGGGUGCCUCACGGCGGGGACCUGUUCUACAUGUUCCGCAUCCCGGACGCCAACACGACGUUGCCCGAGACGUCCAUCGAGAUGCGCACUCUGCGGAGCUACGUGCAACUCAUCCUCAACGUCGCCAUCACGGGGAAGCCUACGCCGCAGCCCGUAGAGGGCGUCUUAUGGCCCCCUUAUGACAGCGACGCCGACGGCGCAUAUCUUAACUUCGGCACAGACCUGCUCUCCGCCAAGACUGCACUGCGCAAGAAGCAGUUAAUGGUGUGGGACCUGCUCUCCCUUCUGAUCUCCAACAGGCACACUUGAGGCAGACCCUACCGACAAAUGGAGAAGUAAUAAUUUCAACGACGUAAAAUCUCAAAACUCCUCGCUACACCACUUGCGUGUAGUUAUAUUUUGUAUUGAGUUUCUUUAAGUAGUUUCAUAAAAAAGCCUUAUAGAUUAAACAUCACGAAAGAGAAUAUCAGAAUAAUUCGAGUAAACCACAAUAAGCAUUUGCUGACCUUUGAGAUUUCUUCAUUUAGUUUUCUGAAUAGCUUACUGCGACAUUUUCUGACAUUCUUGUUGCCAGCCUUUUUAUUCUUGUUACUCGCGAAUUAGCUUAGUUAAAAAUAUAUUUGUAGUAAAUUACAAAUUUACAAUGCCUUCAUAGGAUCCGAGAGAUAUUAAAGCUUAAUGGUGUCUCAAUGUAGCGAUUUCACUUUUCUGAGUCUAAAGGGAAAGGUUUUUGCGCUGUUUCGUUAGCGCGAUAUUUUGGAUUGGCUGACGAAAAACCUGUCAUUAGGACCUUGAAGCACAGCGUAGCGUGUAACAAUAUCUCGACCAUUCUGUACUACUUUUGAACAUUGCGCAUACGCAAAUCGAACUGCACACGCGCGAAACGUCGGUAUUGCUGUAUGCUACGCCGAGUUUGAACACUAAGAAUGACGCUACGCGCAUUUUCGGAUGUCGCAGAACGCGCACAUGCGAAUCACGCGCCACCGCAAGUCAGAAGGCUCGGGCCGCGCCCAGUGUUCGGCCGAAGAACAUCGCAAUCUGCAACGCGUGGAUUAGGAUGUGGCACGUGGGAAGGAGAAAACAACUGAGACAAUCUCAAAGCAAUUUGCAGUAAGACAUGAAGAAUAUUCUUUUGGUGGAUACGUUGAACGUUAUUGUGAUAUCUACAAGGCGGAAAAGUUGUGAUUAAUUAAAGUUCAAGUAAUGCACGGCACCGCCAUGUCAGCAAAAAACUAGGCUUAGACCGGGCGCCGCCAGUCGCCUGUCGGUCAGCUGCAGUUGCUGUGCUCAGCUGUUGAUGUGUCAACACUCGCAAGACGAAUACCAUGCAGUCCUUGUAAAGGGUUUCGAAAGCUCUGCUAUCUUAUGGAUCGUCUUUACUCUUCCCAGAGUCUCUGCGAUAAUUUGGUACUGUGUACAAAUGGCAGUAUCAGAUAAGAAGUCGAGCGAGUUAUUUACGAUCGGAACUUCGGAAGGGUUGAUCCAUUGUGUAUUGUAAAACUGAAGUGAAAAUAAUGGCUUGGAUCCGUGUUCUUAUUCCUUCUUUAUGGAUUGUUGCUUAUUAUUGUGCUACUGUGAAGGGCUGGGAACGAGAGAUUACGUCAGAAUUGAAUCCUGGAUGUCCGGAUAUUCUCUGCAAUGGAACAUUUAGAAUAGCACAUAUCAAAGCCAAAGGACCCAAUGAUACAUUGCAUUAUGUGUGGGACCUAACAAAGAAACCGUCUUUGUUGCUUGCCCUUACCACUCAUAAUGCCACUGUAAGUUUUAAUUUGGAUUGCAUUGGCAAUGGAAAAGAAUGUAAUAUGAUUUUUUCAGAAAAACCUCUGUACCGAUUUGGAAUUGUGUUUAAUAAGAUGUGGGAAUUCAAUGAUGUAAAUGACACUGGAAUAUUUGACCAAACCAAUAAGUCAAAUUCAUAUGUACGUGUCUUGAAUACAGAACAUUUUUCGUGGAACAGAACAGUAUUUGAUCAGGAUUCACGCAGUGUGUCUAUUGGUGUAAAAUCAGAGCAAUAUGUGAAUGGAAAUACAAUAAAAAAUGGAACAGUAAAAUUGUUGGUGAAAGGAUUUGGUUAUUUGGACCACAGUGAAAUGUUGCCUCACCUCCUACACACGCCCAAUACAUCUCAAGUGGAUUUUGUUAUUGAUGGUCUCACAACAGAACCAUCAUUCAGCAACUCUCGCUUUGCACUGGAAUUGGUACUGUUGGGAUCUGAUCAAACAGCUAGCAACAUCCAGAUUGUGGAGCGUCAGAGUUUGGAUGACGAGCAUGCACCAGGUGUCUUCACUCUGGUGGAUGUAGAGACUCCUGACAGUGCAGGCUCGGCAAAAGGUGGAUACCUGCAAUGGAGACCAGUGGCUUACAUCUCAUCUGUUCGGGAUGUUGCCAACUCAACUGAUGCAACUAUCUACUCACCACAGAAUGUGACAAACCCAGUGGAGGAUCUGAAGGGCACCCUUAUUCUCUCUGGCUUCUGUUCCAAUGAUACUGGGACAGAAACAUGCUUGAAUGCGACUUUGGUUCAAGCUACUGCUGUUUCAUUUGGGCUCAAGGAAGAUGGAUUCUAUAAGAAAACAAAGUAUAUGGCUUGGACAUUCACAAUGGGAUAUGGAAAGCCACCAGAUGAAGACUUUUCUCUCCUGGUGAUUCUGGUGAUCAGCAUUGGCCUAGGACUUCCUGCUCUUUUAAUUAUUGUCAGUGGCCUUGUAAUGCUUAUUCGACGUGUUUCUCGCAAGAAAGAUGACCUUUUCCUGGGUCGAUAAAGACCCAAGAGACAAUGAGUCCAAGAGACAAGAGUAUGAGGCGGGGUACAUGUAACAGUAAAAAUGAAAGACAUUUUGGCACUUUUAUCACAAUCCUUUUUCAAGUUUUGCUGUGUUUAUUAUAUGUAUUUCUGUGUGAAUUUUUGGUGUUCAUGUGUGUAGUGACCAUAAAAAGGUUCUUUUCAAAGAAUCUAUCUAGAGACCAAUAUUGUUGGUAUUUAUUUCAAUGCAAUGUUUUGUAUCUCUGUUAAGUGAACAAUAAUACAGGGAGUUAUACUAUUCAUGUUACUGGUUUGUGGACCACAUUAGUUUCUAUAUAAAAUGUUCAUUGUGAUAAAGUAAUACUCACUGUCAGUAUUUAUUAUAAGUUAUGCAAUGUGAAUGUUGUUAGCCUUGAGUUUUUUGUGCAAAUCUAAUGUUAUUGAUCCUCUUAUAUCAGUUCAACCAUAUUGAUUAUAACCUGUUAUAUAGAUGAUUGUGGUGAUAAUUUAAAACUUUUGCUCCACAAUUUUGCUGUCAGUGGUUAAAAAAGUACUACUCAUACAUAUGCUUUGUGUCAUUAUUGGGUUUGAUUUUUUAUUGUCAGAUUGUAUGUUUUUUGAUUUGACAAACUUGAAAAUGUUCAUCAUAUCUACUCUUUUUUUGACAAUGUUGGUGUUAUGCAGAAUUCUUUUUAUAUCAGUACUUACUAGACAUGUCAAGAUCUUUUUGUAAAAAAUUACCCCUAAUUUUUGAAGGGUUUUUCCGUGGUUGAAAGUAAUCUUGUUACUUCUUAAGUGUACAGUUUUACUCUGGCAACUUAAAUAGAUUUGUAAACCAAGUUAAACAUGGAGCUCCAACUAAUAUAUAAGAGAGUAAUAGUGCACCUGUUUUAUUAUUGCACCCAUGACAUAAUCUUUUUAUAUUCUCAUUCUUUUAAUAUUUAUUUGAACUUGCAUAUUUGAUUGCAGAGUUAAGAUGACUGUGCUUGAUAAAAUUAUUUUAUUUUAUGAUUCAGAAAACUAAACUUCCAGAUAGGAGAAGAUUUAUAAUUUCAUUGCAAUUUUUGGUAGAAGAAUUAGCUAAAAUCAAAUAUUUAAAUUGUAAUAAAUCUAUUAGAUGCUAUUUUCAAAAAUCAAAAGUCAUAAUGGCUUUCUAAUUGAGUGUAAUAGCUAAUGGAAAGAAUGCACAGGGUGUUGAUAUUUCUUUUUGAUUGUUAUUGUUAUAAUACUGUCUUAAGAGCCUUGAAGUUUGAGAAAUGACAAUUGUCUAAGUUGUAAGUGUGUAUAGGUACAAAGGAGGAAUAUGAAAUACUGCUUCAUUUUGGAAUUGUUCAGUGUACUGUUUGGCACAUUUUUCAAACUGUGCUAGGUGGGAGAAGCCUAAUUGGAUUGUAUGUUGAAAAGUGUAAAUACAUGAAAUACUCUCAACCUUAACAAUUGUUUCUUUGCAUCCUGAUACAAAGACUUGUUUCUCUGUGUAGUGAAAGCCACAAGGCUAUUAACAUCUGGUGUAUGUUUGAUUACAACUUAGUGAGCUACAUAAUAAUAUUAUAUUUAUUUUAAAAUCUUUGAUUUAAUAAAGAUUUAAUGAUCUCAUCAUUGACUGUGAAAUUCAAAUAGAUAAUAAUGGCAAAAAUAAUGUUCUUAGAAUAGAAAAUCUGAAUACACAUUUCCACAACGUUCAUUCAUGCUUUUGAUUAGUAAGUUACCCUGUUGAUUCUCAAAUAUACCUACAUUUUAUACUGUAGGUUGUUGCUACAUAUACAUUCACUUGGAUGAAGUGGUUUCUGAAGGUUAGAGUGUAAGUUCUUAAUCUAGAGUAUUCCUGUUUCUAUGUAUUGACUUGGUAUAUUCAAAAAAGGAAGUUUGAAGAGCUGAACGUUGAUGUUAUCAGAUUUAUUCGUCCAAUUACUCCAGUAUAAAAGAAAAAAAUGUCAAUAUUCUAAAAUAAUGAAACUUUAAAUACUUUAAAUAAAUAUUAAUCACAUAUCACAUGUAGUUGUUUUAGAUAAAACUAGCCUAUAGUGACUGGAUGUUACAGUAUGUAUAUCAGUGGCCUAUUUCAGAAGUAAAUUGCACACUAGUUGGUUGUGAGAAGUAAAUUCAGAAAUUGUUAUGAAUGUAAAGGUUGAACAAGUGUUGAACAUAUCUUUACAAUAUUAAGAAAAAAGUUUCGGGGCACUAUUUCCAUAUAGAUACAUCCUGAAAACAUGUUGUAAAGAGAUAUCACUUAAUUGUUUUUUGUUUUUGUUUUUUGUGGUUCUGAUAAGAUUAGAAAGCUAUUUGCCCUUGUUUUUAUGUACUGAAAAUUAUGAAUAUUUCGAUGAGUGUAGUACAGAUAUAAAGAGAAAUGUUCAAUGUUUCUAGAAUUAGUUUUGUCAUAAUUAAUAAAGAUUAGAAGAUCAGGGAUCAAAAUUUAUAUUUGAAUAUAAGAAACAUGGUAUAAUGUUAGCCAUUUUUGGAUUUAGUUUUGAGAAAUUUGAAUUUUGUGUUUUUUCUUUAUUUCAACAUUUUUGUAUUAAAAAACAAACAAAAAUAUUGUAAUUUUUGCUUGGUAAUGAUAAUGUAUGCUUAUUAACUUCUUUGUUCUUUGUGUAAUGCUUUUGAGCUUGCUAUUUUAGAUUGAUAGAAUGUAAUUGGUAAAUAAUAGUGAAUGGCACAUUGCUCACAUUAAGCCGUGAUUUGAAACACUGAAGUAACACUGUAUUUGGUUAUUGUAUGAAGGGCUAUGUUUACUGGUUGAGUUUUUGGGAUGGCCUAUGAGUGUUAUUGACAGAUUUAUUUUCUUAAUGAACACUAUUAUGGCUGUGAAGUGCCGUCCGAUAAUUCAGGCAAGUGAACUAUAUUUUCUGUACGGUACUGUCUUAUAUGUUACUGUAUUAUAAUAAAAUACUAUCUUAUAA